Messenger RNA from Endocarpon pusillum Z07020, 564 nucleotides. RefSeq lists its product as uncharacterized. The transcript has a single exon. The record is from RefSeq and is a predicted model, not a curated record. The coding region runs from base 1 to 564 and encodes 187 amino acids. Lineage: Eukaryota; Fungi; Ascomycota; Eurotiomycetes; Verrucariales; Verrucariaceae.
AUGAGCCUGCCACGUUCUUCUCACUUGACAUCGAGAAAACGAAAACCUGCAUGUGCAGGAGGCAGUAUUGCGAUGGACCUUGACAGAAAAGAUCCUAAACACCACUCAACCAAGGGCACUAGGCCUGAAGCCAGACGGACCGCAAAACGCUCUAGAUCUUCAUCCACAGCUACUAGUUCUAGGAGCUCCGGGGCCGACUCAUGUGCGUCUCUCUCACAAUCUGCAGCGAAGGAGCCGGGCCCGCUGACUACAGAUCACGUCGAUGAGCUAACGGAAAUGAUUCAAUACAUCAAGCUCGAAGAGAAGAGGACGCCUUCUCAAACGAGAGCUGCGAACGGACUUUCGAUUAGUGAUGCCAUCACCAACACUCUGCGACAAGAGCAAAAUCCGCGGCGGUGCAUUUUGAUCUUCCACAGCUGCAUCAAACAUCUACUUGACUGCCAACGCACAUCAGGUGGAUCGUUUAGCAAGGAAGUUCGAGUGUUGGAAGAUUGGAUCGAGCGAAUGGAGAAGGAGAUCAGAGACGAAAGGGCGAGGGAGACGAUGCCAAGCUCGGGGUGUUGA